Lachnellula hyalina is the source of this 1422-nucleotide messenger RNA. Its product is annotated as Proline iminopeptidase. Gene Ontology annotation, biological process: proteolysis. Gene Ontology annotation, molecular function: peptidase activity. The transcript is spliced from 3 exons. The record is from RefSeq and is a predicted model, not a curated record. The annotation marks the transcript as partial. Lineage: Eukaryota; Fungi; Ascomycota; Leotiomycetes; Helotiales; Lachnaceae.
UACGGGUCAGGUAGAGCAAUCGAUAAUAUGGCGUCGGCAAGGCUGCUUAACUCAAAGUCCCAUCUGAUCCCGGGUAAACUCAAGGUCUCUGAACUUAUUUUUGAGGUUCCAAAAGACCACGCAAAUCCUGAAAGAGGCACCAUCCAAUUAUUUGCUCGAUCAGUCAUCAGACAGGAAAAACCAGCCACCGUUCCCUCGGAAGAAGACAUUCGAAAGAAAUCCCAAAAGCCGUACUUUGUCUAUUUGCAAGGAGGGCCUGGUUUCGGCUGUCCGCCUCCCCAAAACUCAUGGAUCACGAACGCCAUUCUAGACCGAGGAUACCAAAUGCUCUAUCUUGAUCAACGAGGUACUGGCCUCAGUACGCCGAUUUCCGCAGCAACCCUAGCGCUCCAAGGCGACAAACACAGACAAGCCGACUACUUGAAGCUAUUUCGAGCAGACAGCAUCGUCAGAGACUGUGAAGCUGUUAGAAAGACACUGACUGCUGAAUACCCGAUUGAGCUAAAGAAAUGGUCGGUGUUUGGUCAAAGCUUCGGUGGCUUCUGUGUAUUAACCUAUCUGAGUUUCUAUCCUCAGGGCCUCCGUGAAGCCUUUACAUCUGGUGGAUUGGCACCUGUUGGAAAGCCUAUUGAUCAAAUCUAUAAAGCUACCUUUCAGAAGGUUAUUGAACGCAACAAGGCUUAUUAUACGAAAUAUCCCGAGGAUGUUGAGAUUGUUCAAAACCUUUGUUUUCACAUCAAAAGCAAGGGUGGACUAGCUCUUCCUUCUGGAGGUUUCUUGACAGUUCGUGGGCUUUUGACUCUCGGAAGAGCAUUUGGAGCUCAUGGAGGACUAGACGUAGUGCAUGAUUUGAUACUUCGUUGCAACACAGACCUUUCGCAAUUUCAAUUCAUAACCCGCCCAACGCUUUCAGCCCUCGAAAGUGCACUUACCUUUGACGACAAUGUCAUCUACGCCAUCUUGCACGAAGCUUGCUACUGCCAAGGAAUAGCUUCCAAGUGGUCCGCCGAACGAGUGGGGAAAAGGCUGGCCAACUUCCAAUGGCUUGCGGGGUCGCCUCAGUCUGCAUCAGUUGUCCGUGAUGGGCCACUGUACUUCUCGGGCGAGAUGAUCUACCCCUUUUUAUUCGACAUCUUCCCGGAACUUGAGAAACUGGCCCAAGUAGCAGAUAUCAUCGCCAACUAUGCAGGAUGGCCGGACUUGUACGAUGAGUCACAACUCGCUAGGAAUGAAGUCCCCCUCUAUUCAGCAACGUAUAUUGACGAUAUGUAUGUUGACUACGACCUGGCUCAAGAUACUGCGAAGCUCGUGAAGAACUGCAAACAAUUCAUUACAAAUUCCAUGUAUCACGACGCCAUUAGAAGCAAGACAGACCUAGUCUUGAAGGAGCUUUUCGCCCUCAGAGAUGACUCGAUCGAUUAA